UCUGGGUUCUUCUUCUUCUUCAUAGAAACGAAAUGUAAUCAAUCAAACACCAAGUUUCUUGCUUCCUUUGGAAUCCCCUUUCUUUGUAUUCUUCUUCUUCUUCUUCUUCUUCCGACUCUGAUGCCUUAUAAUACCAUCUUAUUUGAAAACGGUUUGAUGAUCAGUAAUCAUUCUCGUCAUCGAUCUCUGAAACAUGGGUUGUGUUUGCGUCAAGGAUUGUAGCCGUUACCCGAAACCAUUAGAUGGAAAUAAUCAAGAAGAUGCGUAUAUUAGUCAAGGAAACACCCUCUUAGAUUACGUUCUUGUUCCUUCUCACAACCUAAAGCUCGGCUAUUCCGUCCUUACACAAAGAGGUUACUACCCAGAAACCCCCCACAAAGAAAACCAAGAUUGUUAUUGCGUCGGAACUCAAAUUCAAGGUAACCCUAACGUUCAUUUCUUCGGCGUCUUCGAUGGCCACGGUCAAUUUGGUACUGAGUGUUCUAAUUUCGUUAAAGAUAGAUUGAUUCAAGUUCUAUGUCACGAUCGUUCCUUUCUUGAUGAUCCAAUUAAGGCUUACAAUUCUGCUUUUUUAUCUAUUAACGAGGAAUUACACGCUAGUGAUAUUGAUGACACCAUGAGUGGUACCACGGCCAUAACAGUUCUUGUUAUUGGGAAUACCCUUUACGUUGCCAAUGUUGGUGAUUCCAGAGCUACCAUUGCUUCAAGAAAUGGGGAUCAAAUUGUGUCUGAAGAUCUUUCUCAUGAUCAGACCCCUUUUCGUAUAGAUGAAUGUGAGAGGGUUAAGCUUUGUGGGGCAAGGGUGUUGAGUGUUGAUCAAGUUGAAGGUUUGAAGGAUCCUAAUAUUCAGACUUGGGGAGAUGAUGAAACCGAGUGUGCUGAACCUCCCAGGUUGUGGGUUCAGAAUGGCUUGUUUCCGGGCACUGCUUUUACUCGUUCUGUCGGAGAUAGUAUAGCUGAGAAGAUCGGAGUUGUUGCUGUUCCUGAGAUUUCUGUUAUCGAGAUCAGGCCGCAUCAUCAGUUCUUUAUAAUUGCAAGUGAUGGAAUCUUCGAGUUCUUGUCCAGUCAAAUUGUUGCUGAAAUGGUCACAAGAUACCCCGACUCUCGAGACGCCUGUGCUUUCAUUGCAGGAGAAUCUUGCAAACUGUGGCUCGGAAAUGAAAAUAGGACCGACGAUAUAACCAUCAUCAUUGUGCACAUUAAAGAAUUAGUAACUGAUUCGGUUACCAUUGGCGAAGGACUAAGCAGUGGGAACAACCUCCAAGCAGGUUUGCUAAAAAACGAGAUUGGAAACAAAAAACGAUAUGAUAUCUGCAAUACCCCACACCUACUGGUUCGGUUCAUUGCUAAAUCCAAAUUCAUUUCCAGAAGGAGGAACAACAACAGCAGAUCAAAGCCAUCCGAUUUAUAAUGUAUAUUCAAGAGAUACUUAAAAUUAUUAGCCUAAUCUUUAGUAGCAAAGAUUUUUGACAAUAUAUAGAGAUAGUUAAAUUAUUGUUACAAUUGUUGUAAUGAAUAUUCCUGUCCAUCAUAGAAUUGGCUUCAAUUGUGUAUAAAAGUGUAUAUCAUAUCAUCCUUUUGUCAU
Messenger RNA from Impatiens glandulifera, 1585 nucleotides. RefSeq names its product probable protein phosphatase 2C 35. The coding region runs from base 194 to 1411 and encodes 405 amino acids. Gene Ontology annotation, cellular component: cytosol; nucleus. Gene Ontology annotation, biological process: protein dephosphorylation. NCBI's taxonomy places the organism in Eukaryota, Viridiplantae, Streptophyta, Magnoliopsida, Ericales, Balsaminaceae. The transcript has 3 exons. Gene Ontology annotation, molecular function: protein serine/threonine phosphatase activity; cation binding. The record is from RefSeq and is a predicted model, not a curated record.